Musca vetustissima is the source of this 1064-nucleotide messenger RNA. RefSeq names its product phospholipase A1-like. The transcript has 2 exons. Gene Ontology annotation, molecular function: lipase activity. Bases 6 to 1064 code for a protein of 352 amino acids. Lineage: Eukaryota; Metazoa; Arthropoda; Insecta; Diptera; Muscidae. The record is from RefSeq and is a predicted model, not a curated record. Gene Ontology annotation, biological process: lipid metabolic process.
AAAGAAUGCCCAUCUGUGCGAUAUUAUUUCGUUUAAACAUGAAAUAUUUCGUUGUAUUCGCUUUUUGUGUUGCUGCUGCUUGUGCCUCAGUUAUCCCUGAGGAGGAUCGUGUCAACGGUGAAAACGGUUGGUAUGUUCCCCAGGCCGAUGGAUCUUUGGAAUGGGUGGACCUCGAUGAUGCCGAAUCUUACUUAAGUCAUGCUCAACAGUUCGAGGGUCGUUUGUCCACAAAUCCUGUUAACUAUUAUCUGUACACCAAGUCCAAUCCAAGCACUGGUCACGAAAUUACCGCAACUACCAAAUCCAUCGAUGCUUCUCCAUUCAAUGCCAAGAACCCCACCAGAAUCACAAUUCACGGUUGGACUUCCAGCAAGGAUGAUUAUGUCAACUCCGGUAUUCGCAAAGCCUUUUUGAGCAAGGGUGACUACAAUCUCAUUACCGUUGAUUGGGGUCGUGCCCGUUCCGUUGAUUACGCCUCAUCCGUCUUGGCUGUCCCCGGUGUUGGCGAGAAAAUUGCCAGCUUGGUCAAUUUCUUGGUUAAAAAUUAUGGCAUGAAAUUGGAAGAUUUGGAAAUCAUUGGCCACAGCUUGGGUGCCCAUGUUGCUGGUUUCACUGGCAAGAAUAUUGUCGGUGGCCAGGCUCAUGCUAUUAUCGGUUUGGACCCUGCUCUCCCCUUGUACAGUUAUGAUAAACCCAGCAAGCGUUUGUCCAGCACUGAUGCCUACUAUGUUGAAUCCAUUCAAACUAACGGUGGUACUUUGGGUUUCUUGAAACCCAUUGGCAAGGGUGCUUUCUAUCCCAAUGGUGGUAAGACACAACCCGGAUGUGGAAUUGAUCUUACUGGUAGCUGUUCUCACAGUCGGGCUGUUUCCUACUAUGUUGAAGCCAUUGAAAGGGACGAUUUCGCAACCAUGAAAUGUCAAAACUACGAAGAUGCCGUCGCCAAGAGCUGUGGUUCCACCUAUAGCUCUGUUCGCAUGGGUGCCGAUAAAAAUGCCUAUAUGGUUGCUGGUGAUUUUUAUGUACCAGUUAAUAGCCAAUAUCCCUAUGGUGUUUUGGGUUAA